Molecule: messenger RNA, 3108 nt
Organism: Drosophila busckii
Lineage: Eukaryota; Metazoa; Arthropoda; Insecta; Diptera; Drosophilidae
Product: putative mediator of RNA polymerase II transcription subunit 26
Exons: 3
Coding region: 429-2741 (770 amino acids)
Biological process (GO): regulation of translational initiation
Molecular function (GO): translation activator activity
Source: RefSeq, a predicted model, not a curated record
GGUAGGCAAACGUAAACAAGCAAGGGAAACAAGAAAAAAUAGCAACUGAAAUAAGCUGAGAACGUGCAAAUUAGAAUUUGCUCAAACCUAAGGAUAGUAGUGCAUUUAAGUACGCGCUUCAAGCUUCAAGUAACGCAAAGGUUUCGAAAAUUUCCAUGUAACUGCGCGAAGUGCAUUAAACAUUGAAAUUUCAUGCGCAUUUUGACACCUUUAGCGUAUUUUGCGCAAAUAAAUAAGUUCGAGUUAUUGUUGUUGUUGUUGGUGGGUAGCACUCAGAACCUGGUACGCUUGGAGGAGGGAGUGGUAGAGGCAGAGGCACGCAUUGGAAAACGCAAACAAGAGCAUUAACCAGCUCAUACACACACAUACACACACACGCUCACAGACACUUAGAAAAAGAAAAAGAACUGCGCCAGCAAACGUAAGAAAUGGCCAACACUAACAUGAUUAACAGCAACAACAACAGCAGUUCCACCUACACUUACAACAACUAUAAUAGUGUGAGUGCGGAUAGUGGUCACAGCAGCGGCAGCAGCGCUGGAGUCGGAGUCACCAGUGCAGGCGGCGGCAAAAAUGGCAGCGAAGUGCAAACGCUGCGCGAUGUCUGUAAUAUGUUGAAUACAAACAAUGGCAGCGGCACAAGCUAUAUGAUACCAACAGGUGGCUGUGCGUAUGAUCACAUUAUAGCGCUGAUGCGUAAUCUCAACUUGGAGGACGACGGCAUUGUCUUGAAUAACAAAAUCAAAGCAAUUGAAACGGAUUUCUGCAACAUUGUUCGCGACGAAUCAAUGCUAUGUGAAUCCAUGGAGUAUAUAAAUGACAAAGCGCUGAUUGAUGGCGAAACGGCAUUAAAGUUUGCGCUGCUCUUCUCCUCGCGCAACUUUGAUGCAUUGGCCAUGAAGGAGACGAAAGUGCGCAGUGCCAUGCUCAAAAUACUGGAGACAAACUACCUAAAUGCGGAUGCCUAUCGUCAACACGAUAAGAAUCGUCUUUAUAACUCCAUAACGCUGCUGGGCGAGUAUUAUCACCGUGUGCGUCUGGCGGAUAAUGCACCCAUUACCAUCCUGGGAGAUUCGCUGCUCAAUCUUUUAACGCGCGAAAUAAACGAUGUGUCAGUUCUAAUGAGCACGCGCCUGGCACGUCUGGUGCUGUCACAAAUUACACUCAACGGCGAAAUUAUGCGCACCCGGCACAAGGCAGAGAUCGAUCAGGUGCUGUUCCAUGUGAGGCUGCAUCUUAUAAGGCAACCGGCGCUAACGCCGAAAGUGAAGGCAAUGCUGCUAAUGGUGCUGGAUUUGUUCUAUAGUCAUUUUAAGCAUGUGGGCAACGAGCUUGAGGCUAUGUAUACAACUUACUUGGCCGUGGAUGAGGAAGAGGAGGAAGAGCAGGAGCAAGAAGCUGCGCUCAAUAAUAACAACAACAACAGCAGCAGCAAUGGUGGCGAAACGCAAACACAUGAGAGCACCGGUUAUAGUGAUGAUGAGCAUGCCAGCAGCAGUGCCAACAAUUCUGCACAGGAGGCGCCCAAGAAAUGGAGUGAACAGGUCUGCGAGGAUUCCUUCUGUGACAUAGGUUUUGGCGAAACAGAGGAGCAGCAACAGCCAUCAUAUACAGAGACGGCAGACAAUUCUUAUGACAGUCGGGAGUCGGGGCAUUCCGUGCGUCAGGGUAGGCGUGGCUAUCAGCCUAGACAAGCGCCGCGUCCUCUUAAGCAAGCACACACACAGCAAGCAGAUGAGGACCGCGAUGAGACGAAGCCGCUGCCCAGUUGGCGCAAGACGCGCUUCAAUCGUCAGCAGGAAGGCGAACAGUCCAAUGGGCGCUCGCGUCAGGAUCAGCAGCGUCGCUAUAGCAUUAGCUGCGAUGACGAUCAGCAAAGCAUACGCAGUGAGGGCGGCAAUUUGCGACUGUAUAGCAUACACGAUCGUAGAAAGCAUUCGCAGGAGCGCUACGAGCGCAAUGUGAACAGCAACUACAAUAGCAUUGUGAACUCCAACUGGGAUCAGCGUGAUGAUCGCAGUGAGCGCAGCUAUAUAAGCAACUAUGAGCGUGGCAACAAUUACAAGCGUGGCGGGCGCUACAAUAAUCGCAAUAGCUACGAUAAGCCGCCGCGUUUCCAGAAGCAGCAACAGCAGCAGCAGUAUCAGCAGCAGCAUCAUCAACAACAACAACACCACCAACAACAACAACAACAGCAGCAGCAGAAGAUACACAGCGAGACCUGGCGUCGGUCUAACAAUGCCAUCAAUUAUCCGGAUGAGAAUUGUGCCUCUAAUUGGAAUGGUCAUGAGGCGGAUAGCCGCAGCUCCUCGCGUGCGCGUACCCUGCCUCGUCCGCCCAAAUCUCAGAUGGACGAGAGAAAGAACUAUCGCUACAGUCAAAGUCCCAAUCGUGGUGCUGGGCGUAAUUUUCCGCGUUACAGCAGCCAGAGCAGUCUGGCCAGCGAAGCGUCAAGCACCUUUGAUCGUCGUGCGCAGCUACAGCAGCAACAUCCGCAUCUCCAUCCGCAACAGCAUCAGCCACAACGUCAUCGUAAUUUUACUCGCCGCUCGCAGCCGAACAUACAUCAACCACAGGAGCAGCAGCAGCAGCAACAGCAGCAGCAGCCGCCGUCGCAGCAGCAGCAGCAUCCGGCACAGGCUGGGGAGAACUGGCAUGCGCCUGGCCAGGAUGAAAGUGAAUUGGUGCGCAAUGCUCAGCAGACAACAAAGUACAUGAAUUAUUUGUCAGCCAAAAAAUGAGUAAAACCAACUAGACCAAUAGUAACAAACACAACAACCAUAAACAAAUCAACAAUAAUUAUAAACAUCAUCAGAUCUAAAUGUAGUGAUUACAAUAAGUACAAGCUCAUUAUCUACAGCCUUUUUUUUCUUUUAAUGCUGCUUAUCGCAAAAUUGUAUAUGUAAUGUUACUUAAUGUCCAAUUUCAAUGUGCGCUAGAGACUGUUUUCAAUCUGUAUCUAAUAUAUAUAUAUACGAAUCGAGCUCAAAUGUUAAACUAUGAUACCAAGUGCCCGCCUCAAAUUUCAUUAACAAAUUGUCUCAAGUAGCAAAAAAAAAUAAUUGUAAACUCUUAGCAACAAAUAAUGCAAAUAAUGUUAAAGAAAAA